Symbiodinium pilosum is the source of this 732-nucleotide messenger RNA. The record is from the annotation of a GenBank genome assembly. Lineage: Eukaryota; Dinophyceae; Suessiales; Symbiodiniaceae.
AUGCCCCCCCUGUAUGUCAGCUGCUCAAGGCGAGCGAAGCGCGAGAACGACCAGGUGCUCACCUUCGAUCCGGCCAGCAGGCAGUCUUUCCUUGCUGGCUUCCGCAAGAGGAAGCAGGAUCGCAGAAAGUGGGCCGUGCGCGAAAUACUUGAGAAAGAGCGGCAGGACCGCAUUGAAGCAAAAAAGGACCACAGGCAGGACGUGAAGCAACGCUGGAAGGAUGUGCAGCGUGCCGAAAAGCGGGUGGAAGCGCUUCUGGGCCCGCAGGAGGAAGUCGGCUGGCUCGGGGACCUUCGAACUGAAAAGCUGAAAGAUGAGGAGGUUCCGGUAACGGUGGCCUUCGAAGCAGAGGAAGAUGAUCCAUUUGGUGGCUGCGAAGUGACAACUGCCAUAGCAGGGGUCUCCGAUGGAGCGGGCGGGCAUCUGCCUUUGGCCUUGGUCGGCAAGAGCGGCACGGCGCUUUCCUUGCUUGGAGGAGAGGCUGGGCUCCUCCGUGACCUGACAGGAAUCCCACAGGAAGACCCGCAAGCCAGAACGAAGAGGCGCGUCCUCUCCAAUGCCAAGGAGGAGAGUCGCCGCCAAGCGGUGCUGGACAAGACAGUGACGAAGAAGCUCACCACCAAGAAUCAAGGGCCAGCUAAGAAGAACAAGCGGGCCAAGGGCUCCAAGGGAGGCAAACGCCCUGUUGGAAGGAAGGAGCGGCGCAAGAGAAUGAAGAAGCGGGGGAAAUAG